Drosophila erecta is the source of this 1254-nucleotide messenger RNA. RefSeq lists its product as uncharacterized. Gene Ontology annotation, molecular function: structural constituent of chitin-based larval cuticle. Gene Ontology annotation, cellular component: chitin-based extracellular matrix. The record is from RefSeq and is a predicted model, not a curated record. Bases 55 to 1206 code for a protein of 383 amino acids. The transcript has a single exon. Lineage: Eukaryota; Metazoa; Arthropoda; Insecta; Diptera; Drosophilidae.
UACCAGUGAACUGACGAACAAGACUCACUCGAAGGAAUCUUCCACUGCCAAGCCAUGAAGUAUCCACUUCUGUUGUUAGGAAGCCUCAGUUUGGCCCACGGACUGGCCUUGUACUAUCCUUAUGCGUACACUGCCGAGGGAUCCGCCGUGUUCACGCCCACCCAGAGCCAGUAUAUCGCCAAGGAUGAGUUAGGUCAGUACUCCUAUGGCUAUUCGGAACCCUUGUCCAGCAAACAGGAGACUCGCACUCUUGACGGGGUCACCCAAGGAUACUAUAGUUACCGGGAUGCGGCGGGCAAGUUGCAGAGAGUUAACUAUGUGGCCGAUAACGAAGGUUUCCAUGUGGCAGCCACUAAUCUGCCAAAGACCAAAGUAUCCGAGAAGUCGCUUGAAUUUACUCCCAGGAGCGCGUCCUAUCCGGUAGAUCACCAUGUCGAACAUCCAGCGGAGGUGCCGCACUCUAUAGUUCUGAAUCCUUUUGGCCAUAAUCCCGUUGCGGUUCCACAUCAUCAAACAGUAGUUGAGAGCGGCCGAAGUGCCCAUCCAGAAGGACAUCAUCCCAUUGAGCACCACGAGCAUUCCGUUCCUGUAGUUCAGCAUCCCGUUGGCCACCAUCCCAUUGAGGUUCCACAUCAACAUACUGUUGUUGAGACCGGCCGCAGUGCUCACCCAGAAGGACACCAUCCCGUCGAGCACCACGAGCAUUCCGUUGCUGCAGUUCAGCAUCCCGUUGGCCACCAUCCCGUUGAGGUUCCACAUCAUCACACAGUAGUUGAGAGCGGCCGAAGUGCCCAUCCAGAAGGACAUCAUCCCGUCGAUCACCACGAGCAUUCCGUUGCUGCAGUCCAGCAUCCCGUUGGCCACCAUCCCGUUGAGGUUCCACAUCAUCACACUGUUGUUGAGAGCGGCCGAAGUGCUCAUCCAGAAGGGCACCAUUCGAUUGAGCACCCUGAGCACUCGGUUUCUGGCUCAGAUCCAGCCGGACCCCAUGGUGGCCACUCCCAAUUGCCUCAUCCUGUUUCUGAUACCGCGGAAGUGGCUGCGGCCAAGUCCCUUCAUCUUCAACGUGUCCAUGACGAAGGGGUGCGCAACCAGGUGCUGACCAAGAUUCCAGUUGCAGUGGCUCGCAGCCACCAUGUCGUGGUUCCAGCUCCAGUCUACGGAUAUACCAUUCCCAGGUACUACACCCCCGGAUACUACUUCUGAACAGCAGCUGCCUUAGCCCGAUUUGGUUCAUCAUUCAAGAAUUUCGAA